GUGGAACCAGCUGGACAUCCUCAUCGUCCUUCUUUCCAUUGUUGGUAUUGUUCUGGAGGAAAUGAAAACCAAUGUUAUCCCCAUCAAUCCCACUAUCAUACGUGUGAUGAGGGUUCUCCGCAUAGCCAGAGUGCUGAAGCUACUAAAAAUGGCAAAGAGUAUCCGUGCCCUACUAGACACUGUCAUUCAAGCCCUUCCGCAGGUCGGAAACCUUGGUCUGCUUUUCUUCCUUCUCUUCUUUAUCUUUGCUGCCCUUGGAGUGGAGUUGUUUGGUCGACUAGGUAGGUUUUUAGUCAACUAUCAUGAGAUGGUGUGCCAUUUAUUUUGGUUUUAUCCAUCGUCCAUAUACGAUAUGACAGGUCUGUAUGGCCAAUGUAAUAUGUCCCAAUGGUACAACCCUAACCCUGAUGUAUUUGAGGAUAAGACAGGUCUGUAUGGCCAAGGUAAUAUGUCCCAAUGGUACAAACUUCACCCUGAUGUACUUGAGGAUAUGACAGGUCUGUAUGUCCAAG
Messenger RNA from Mizuhopecten yessoensis (Yesso scallop), 512 nucleotides. RefSeq names its product voltage-dependent T-type calcium channel subunit alpha-1I-like. The transcript is spliced from 3 exons. Gene Ontology annotation, biological process: sodium ion transmembrane transport; neuronal action potential; membrane depolarization during action potential. The annotation marks the transcript as partial. The record is from RefSeq and is a predicted model, not a curated record. Gene Ontology annotation, molecular function: voltage-gated sodium channel activity; low voltage-gated calcium channel activity. Lineage: Eukaryota; Metazoa; Mollusca; Bivalvia; Pectinida; Pectinidae. Gene Ontology annotation, cellular component: neuron projection; voltage-gated sodium channel complex; plasma membrane.